UGGACCAAACCACUUGCGCUUAAGAAGAGGGGAGAAUAGGACAAAGCCUGAAAGUAGUUUCACUUUCCAAAUUCCUGUGGUUAUUUCAAACAAGCAUGGGAGGAGGAGCUGGUUAAUAACCACUAGAAGGGUGUUUCUACAGAAAUGCUGAGAGCAUGGUUGGGGAGUGUGCGCCCACCCCUUGGCUGCUGCCUGUUAAUGUUUCUUAUAGUCUGCAUGGCAAUUACUGGGGACUGCAAGUAUAUGGAGCUGCAUCUGGACACCCUACAAGAUGCAUGGGAAGGACACCGCUUAUUCACCCACGUACUUUGUACUCAUGAUCCCAGUCUUCUGCUUUUAUCCUUAUUCCAGCUUCCUAUUGUGUGCUGGCAGAUAGAGAAACACGUGGGGACAUUGCAUUUUCUGCAGCUCUCUUGUCUGUGCACCCUCUGCACUAGCACACUUUAUCUCCUGCUGUCCUGGCUGCUGCCUGUACCCACAGUGCCAGCAUCUGGUUACCUGGCUACAGAGUUUGCCUUGAUGACAGCUCAGCGCCAUUCCCACACUAAACUGACACCUUUGCUGCUCUGUGGGAUUCUUAUUACUGAGCUCCUGUGUACACAUUCUGUACUUCUGCUGCACAUCUGUGGGAUCAUGAUUGGCCUGACUUUCCGCUAUAGAUUACACACUUUCUUGAAGCUAACAAAGUCGCAUAGAAGAGCGCUGGAAAAAUGUGGGGUAUUUCAAUACCUGGCAUCUGUUCCCAUUGUAAAAUUUGUUCCUUCUAAGGAUGAAGACACUCUUCUGCCAGAGACUGACCCCAGAGCCCAACAAAGGCCUCCUUUUUUGCAGUCUGUUGUCUCUCAGUCUGCCAUUCUUAAUGAUAUACCCUGGGGGGAGUUAUCCUCUGACACUUGGUUACAUAAUUGCUUAAGAGACCCACCACCAACCUCACUAUUAAUGGAACCGGAAGAGUUGGAGGAACAGCUACUGAGGGCUAGCAUCCAAGCAUCUCUAAGAGAGUACAAGAAAGAAGAGCCUGAAACACAAGAAAUCCAGAAAUCCAGCGUGUCUGCACUCAGGCUGCAGCAGUUGGAAAGGAUGGGCUUUCCCACUGGACCUGCAGUACUGGCAUUAGCAGCAACAGGAAAGGUGGAAAGAGCAGUGUCCCUGCUUGUUGAGGGACAAGUUGGAGCAGACAUUAGAGUGACAAGUGAGAAGCCAACACAGAGGCACUGUGACACCAGAACAAGCCUAUAAAUGUGAAAUCACUGAAGAAUACUUGUACAGACAUUAAGCACACAAAUCCUUAACUGCUAUACAAACCUUGUAUAAUAGAGUAUUUAGAUCCUUAUCAGUCUUUGCAUGGUGUAAAAUGCUGCAGUAUUUUCAAGCACAGGAACUAUGACAAGACCAACUUUCUGACUGUUUUUAAAAUUAUGAAAUAUACAUCAUUUCUAGGGUUUUUGAAUAAACAAGACAAAAUGAUGGGA
Xenopus tropicalis (tropical clawed frog) is the source of this 1472-nucleotide messenger RNA. It is a transcript of the gene rhbdd3, whose product is annotated as rhomboid domain containing 3. Gene Ontology annotation, cellular component: membrane. Lineage: Eukaryota; Metazoa; Chordata; Amphibia; Anura; Pipidae. The record is from RefSeq and is marked provisional.